Molecule: messenger RNA, 1077 nt
Organism: Grosmannia clavigera kw1407
Lineage: Eukaryota; Fungi; Ascomycota; Sordariomycetes; Ophiostomatales; Ophiostomataceae
Exons: 2
Coding region: 1-1077 (358 amino acids)
Source: RefSeq, a predicted model, not a curated record
AUGCAGGUUGCUUCGUCUUUUACAUACACGCCAACGUGUGAUGCCAUUGAUCGCCAUGAUUAUGGCGUCUCAAAGAACCGAAAGCCGGCUUCGACUGGUGGUGGCAGGGCAUGGAGCGAUGAUGAGGAGGUCUAUCUGCUGCAGACGCGUCUCCAAAAAAUGCCAUACAAGCACAUCGCGGCACACCUCAAGAAAACAGAGCUCGCCUGCCGCCUCCACUAUCACCAACUGAGCCAUGGCAGCAACCGCCGGAAGCGCACUACGAGCGUCUCAUCCGCUUCCUCCGGUGGUUGUCACUCCCCCAUCCUCUCGGCCUCUGUUCCGUCACCUAUCCACGAAUAUUCGCCGACGCCUUCACCUCCCGGCAGCUCCGACAGCUACGGAUCCGAUCCCAGUGGGCUGCAGCUUCCCAGUAACAUGGCUGCUGCUGUCAGUAGUGGUUCUAGCGUGUCUUCCCCUCGCCUGCCAACUAUCCUGCCGAAGCCGGCUUCCAUGGCGCUACCUCUGGUCAUGGGGCCCUCAGCUGUACCUCGCACCUAUUCCCCGUCUUUGAGCGAUGGAUCUCCCUUGGUUUCGUCGUUGCAGAGCGCAUCUCUUCUUCCGGCCGCCACAUUUUCAUCCUCUUCCCCAUCGCACUCGGCGCCUGGGAUCCCUGGAGUACCAAAUCUCCGCCUGGAUUGCACUUCCCUGCCACCCGCACCUCAUCCGUUUUCUGGUCUACACAAGCCAAUUGACAUGACUCGGCUGCAGGCUGUCUAUAUGGUCCACCGGCUCAGUUUCUGGGAUAAGAUUGCCACUGAUUAUGGGUCUAGAACCAGCCCAUUGGUUUUAGAGCAAGCCUGGCGCGCAGGAAGCAUGGUGCCUGGAAUCGGGAUUCAUCACCAGCAAACAGCGACACCGUUAACCCCAGGCACAACUCCUGAUGACCGGGAUUUAUUUUACAGUGUGAAGGGUUCCCAGGACAAGACACGAAUCUCUGCCAUCUUGGGCAUUGAUGCCAAUCCGAGGAGCCCAAAGGAGCGUGAGUUGGUGCGUAAACUGGAAGAGGAAAGAGCCACUGCACCUACAGUUGCAUAA